CAAUCAUUGGUACGGACUCGCGCAAAGCUCCGCUGCUGUACGAGGCUGUCUUUGGGCCCUUAUUCAUCUGUCUAAGUGGACAAGGUUUCGAUUGCUAAGGAUUUCUGUGCCAUUAUGCAUGCAGCUUUGUGGCUGGAUACACCAUCACAGUUGUGUCAUGAACCUAUAAAGACAACUCUUCGUCUUCAAUAACAGUCUCAUUAUCAACUCACUCACUAAUUCAACUCACCCAAUCGACAUACUCUUUAACACUUAACAACUCUCAAUAACUCAAAAUGUCCAAGAUUCUUACCGUUUUCGGCGCCACUGGCAACCAGGGCGGCUCUGUCGUUCGCGCCAUCCUCAACGACCCCGCUCUCUCCAAAGAGUUCAAGAUUCGUGGCAUCACCCGCGAUGUCUCCAAGCCCGCUGCCCAAGCCCUCGCCUCAAAGGGCGUUGAGGUCGUUGCUGCCGACAUGAACACCGCUGAGCAAGUCGCGCCAGCUGUCAAGGACGCUCACACUGUCUUCCUCGUCACAAACUACUGGGAGACCAACAGCGGCAACGGCGAGAUCGCUCAAGGAAAGGCAGUCGCUGAUGCAUGUAAGACUGCUGGCGUGAAGCAGCUCAUCUUCUCGUCUCUUCUUGACACCAAGAAGAUCAGCAACGGUCGCCUUACUCACAUCAAGCAUUUUGAGGGCAAGGCCGAGAUUGAGGAGUACAUCCGACAGAUCAACGUCCCCGCAACCUUUGUUCUUCCUGGUUUCUUUGCCUCCAACCUCUUCACUUCUAUUCGCAAAAAUGAGGACGGUAGCUAUGGUUGGGCUCUUCCCGCCAACGGUGACAAGGCCAAGGUUCCUCUCUUUGACGUGAACGCCGACAUGGGCAAAUUCGUCAAGGCCGCCAUUAAGAACUUCCCCGGUACUAUCAACAAGCGCAUCUUCGCAGCCACCGACUACUACUCCCCUAACAGAAUCAUCUCCGAGUUCAGCGAGGUCAUUGGAAAACCCGCCAAUUUCAACCAAGUUCCCGCCGAUGUCUUUGAGUCUUUCCUCCCUGCUCCUGUUGCUAAGGAGUUGACUGAGAACAUGAUGCUCUUGGAGGAUCCCGGGUACUACGGCGAUGCUGACCUAAAGGAGAGCUUGGAUCUCCUGGAUGAGAAGCCCGUCACUUGGAAGGAGUUUGUUGAGCAGAAUAGAUCUAAGUGGGAAUAAAGAAGUAAUAUGAAGGAUGGACUGCCCAAGUAAUAAUAAAAAUAUCUGUUUGUCAUA
Molecule: messenger RNA, 1250 nt
Organism: Fusarium oxysporum Fo47
Lineage: Eukaryota; Fungi; Ascomycota; Sordariomycetes; Hypocreales; Nectriaceae
Product: NmrA/HSCARG family protein
Exons: 3
Coding region: 276-1193 (305 amino acids)
Source: RefSeq, a predicted model, not a curated record